Molecule: messenger RNA, 2601 nt
Organism: Ordospora colligata OC4
Lineage: Eukaryota; Fungi; Microsporidia; Ordosporidae
Product: alanyl-tRNA synthetase
Exons: 1
Coding region: 1-2601 (866 amino acids)
Biological process (GO): tRNA modification; alanyl-tRNA aminoacylation
Cellular component (GO): cytoplasm
Molecular function (GO): nucleic acid binding; amino acid binding; aminoacyl-tRNA deacylase activity
Source: RefSeq, a predicted model, not a curated record
AUGGAGUGGAGCACUGAGAAGCUUCGUGAGUGUUUUUUGAGGUAUUUUUCAAGUAGAUCACAUAAGGUUGUUGAAUCGAGCUCUGUGGUUCCGCAAGAUGACGGCACGCUGCUGUUUACAAACAGUGGGAUGGUGCAGUUCAAGAAGAACCUGCUUGGGGUACGAGAUGAUCUUAGCAGAGCAUGUAGUGUGCAAAGAUGCAUUCGAGCAGGAGGGAAACACAAUGACCUGGAUGAUGUUGGAAAAGACAAUUAUCAUCACACUUAUUUUGAGAUGCUUGGGAAUUGGUCUUUUGGAGAUUACUUCAAGGAGAAGGCGAUUGAGUAUGCAUGGGGGUUUUUGGUUGAUGAGUUAAAGCUUGACAAGGAGAGAUUGUAUGUGACGUACUAUGACGAGCUUGAUAAGGAAAGCAAGGAGAUCUGGCAUCGGUAUCUCCCAAGCUCGAGGAUUAUAGCUGCGCCGUAUGAAGAUAACUUCUGGGAGAUGGGAGAGACAGGACCGUGUGGACCAUGCACUGAGAUACAUUAUGACCGUGUUGGUGGAAGGGACGCAUCGUCGUUGGUGAAUACAGGGGAUCCGACUGUGAUUGAGAUAUGGAAUGUUGUGUUUAUUGAGUACAAUAGGACAGGCAGUGGGCUUGUGCCUCUUGAUAGGAAGUGCAUUGAUACAGGAAUAGGAUUAGAGCGGCUACUGAGCAUACUUAUAGGAGUGGAGUCGAAUUACUUGAUUGAUAGUUUUGGGAUGAUAAUCAAGGCAAUAGAGGAGCGAUGUGGGCACGUGUAUUCUGACGGGAUGGGCAAUAAGGAUGUUGCAUUUAGGGUGGUUGCUGAUCAUUGUAGAACCAUAGCGGUAUGUGUGCAUGACAAGGUUGACUUUGGAAGUGAAGGUAUAGGAUAUGUGCUACGAAGGAUUCUAAGAAGGACGGUGCGGUACUCUCACGAGGUGUUGGGGCUUAAUACUGGGGAGAUUGCGAAGCUUGUAGGGAUAGCAGCUGAUGCAAUAGGAAUAAAACUAGAUGAAGUUGAAUGUGUGGACAAAGAGGAGAGGCUGUUUAUGAAGACUCUGCGCAAGGGGAUAGAGAGGUUUAAGAAGUUGGUUGAUUGUGAGGGGAAGAUAAGCGGGGAGGAUUUGUUUGUGCUGUAUGACACAUAUGGAUUUCCUGUGGACCUGACUGAGCUAAUGGCGGCUGAACAAGGGGUUGAGAUUGAUUAUGCAAAUUUUGAGAGUUGUAAGCAGAAGGCAAAAGAAGCGAGUAGAAAGAUAAAGGAUAUUGGAAUAGAUGAGAAUGUGAUCCCUGUUGGGAUAGUUACAGAUGAUUCUCACAAGUAUAAUAGCAAUGAUGUGAGUGGAAAAUGGAUGUUUGGAGUGGUGAAUGGAGAUGUUGUUUAUGAGUGUGAUAGACUGCCUGAGGAAGUGGAAGUUGGAGUGGUGUUUGACAAGACAUGUUUUUAUGCAGAGUGUGGAGGACAAGUGGCAGAUAUCGGAGAGAUUGUGUUUGAAGAGGAGGGUUUGGAUGGAAAGAAGAAUGAAAUAGGUAUUUUUAGAGUUGUUGAUGUGCAAGUGAUGAAGGGAAGUGUGGUGCAUAAGGGAAUAUUGAAUGGAAGAAUGAGUUUGCAUGCAAAUUUAAGGUAUGAUUGUGAGUAUAGGAAGAGAAUAAUGAGGAAUCACACAGGGACGCAUUUGUUGAAUUUUUUUCUACGCAAGGUUAUCAAGACUGAGCAGCGAGGAAGUCUUGUUGAUGCAGAGAAGCUGAGGUUUGACUUUGAAGGAAGGAAGCUGACAGAUAAGGAGCUUGAGGAUAUUGAAAACAGCAUUAAUGAAUUUAUUGCAAGUAAGGUGCCUGUUAAUGUGAUGAAUGUCUGUAGGGAAGAUGCAUUACGGAUGGCGGGAGUAGUGAGGAUGAGGAAUGAAGAGUAUCCUGAGAUUGUAAGGAUAAUAUCGAUGGAGAAUGAAGAUGAUUUGGUUCAGGAGAUGUGUGGAGGAACACAUGUAUGCAAUGUGUCUGAAGUGAAGCGGUUUAGGAUUCUGAAGGAGUCUGGUGUGUCUGCAAACACCCGAAGGAUAGUUGCGGUGACAGGGGAGACAGCAGAAGAGCUUGAUCAAGAAGUUGAAAAGUAUGUUGCAAGACUACAGAUUGGAGAGGUGGUGAGUAUGGACAAAGCAGUGCCACUUCUAUGCAAGCAGAUGAUUGAGAAACAGAAUGUGGAGAACAAGAAGAAACAAGAAGAAGUAUACAGAGCUAGGUAUAAUAAGAACAAAGAGGAAGUUGUUAAGUUGAUGAAAAUGGCAAAAGAGCAGGGGAGUGACAGGAUAUGUUAUUGCUAUGAAAGCUCAGGUCUCGGAUCUGAGAAGGACAUGUGUAGAUGGGUUUCUAUGUUAUGUGAGGAAGUGAUAAUGAAUGGGAUAAAGUGUUUUGUGUAUGGAAUGAGUGGCAGUGAGUGUAUUGUUGCAGUGAAUGCAGCGGACAUCACGGUAAUGAAGAGCAGGCUUGAGAAUGAGUAUCCAGGGUCGCACCUGAGGAUUAGUAAGGGGAUGGUGCAGGGAAGCGUAUGCAGUAGGCUGAAGAUUGGAGACGCAGAGAGGAUGCUGAGUGGCGAAUAA